UGUGAGUGUGCGCGCUGAAGGAUCUCUGCACUGCAGCCUCCUCCUCCUCCUCCUCUCUCCGUCUCUCCCUCUCUCACACUGAGCAUCGCUGCUGCAGUAUUAGGCAUCGGUACCUGGUAAAGAAGAAAAGGAACCCGAGAGAGAUUGGGAGAGGAUGCUGAAUAACCUGACAGAGUGUGAGGAAGGAGAGGGGGGCACCAGUCAAGGAGAUGGGAAUCCCAAGGAAAGCUCCCCUUUUAUUAACAGUUCAGAAUUGGACACAGGAAAAAAUAUGGCCCUGUUUGAGGAGGAAAUGGACACGAGUCCUAUGGUUUCCUCUCUUCUUGGUGGCUUGGCCAACUACACAAACCUGACACAGGGUGUAAAAGAGCAUGAAGAAGCCGAAAACAAUGAAGGGGCAAAGAAGAAGCCAAUCCAGGCUCCAAGGAUGGGAACCUUUAUGGGGGUCUACCUCCCCUGUCUACAGAACAUCUUCGGGGUCAUCCUUUUUCUGCGUCUUACUUGGGUUGUGGGAGUCGGUGGUAUCCUGGAGUCUUUCAUUAUUGUCGUAAUGUGCUGCUCCUGCACCAUGCUGACUGCUAUCUCAAUGAGCGCCAUCGCUACCAAUGGAGUUGUGCCAGCUGGUGGUUCGUAUUACAUGAUAUCCCGGUCACUUGGACCAGAGUUUGGAGGAGCUGUAGGUCUUUGCUUUUACUUGGGAACCACAUUCGCAGGAGCGAUGUACAUCCUGGGGACCAUUGAGAUCCUAUUGACGUACCUCUUCCCUGGGAUGGCCAUCUUUAAAGCACAAGAUGCCAGUGGGGAGACUGCGGCUCUACUCAACAACAUGCGUGUAUAUGGCACAUGUGUGCUCUCCUGCAUGGCCAUUGUGGUGUUUGUGGGAGUGAAGUAUGUGAAUAAGUUUGCGCUGGUGUUCCUGGGCUGUGUGAUCCUGUCCAUCUUCGCAAUAUAUGCCGGAGUCAUCAAGUCUGCUUUUGACCCACCAGAUUUCCCUAUCUGCCUCCUUGGCAAUCGAACUUUGUCCCAAAAAGGAUUUGAUGUCUGCGCUAAGUUUGUAGACAUCGGCAAUGAGACCGUCACCACCAAGCUGUGGGCACUUUUCUGCUCCUCUCCGUUUUUGAAUGCCACAUGUGACCAGUACUUCUCACAAAACAACGUGACAGAGAUUCAGGGCAUCCCAGGAGUAGCCAGUGGACUUAUCAAAGAUAACUUGUGGUCGAAUUAUUUACCAAAGGGCAUUAUAGUGGAAAAACCUGGAAUGCUGUCUGUGGCCUCUCAGGAUCCAGUUAAUUUGGACCAAUCUUAUGUCUUUACUGAUAUGACAACAUGCUUCACCCUCCUGGUGGGAAUCUAUUUUCCCUCAGUCACAGGAAUUAUGGCUGGUUCUAACAGGUCUGGAGAUCUUCGUGAUGCCCAAAAGUCUAUCCCUAUUGGCACUAUAAUGGCUAUUGCCACCACAUCCUUUGUUUAUGUUUCUUCUGUUAUUCUCUUUGGGGCCUGUAUUGAAGGUGUUGUCUUACAUGACAAGUUCGGGGAAGCUGUUAAUGGAAAUUUAGUGGUGGGAACACUGGCCUGGCCCUCCCCCUGGGUCAUUGUUUUCGGGUCUUUCUUCUCUACAUGUGGAGCUGGUUUACAAAGCUUAACGGGAGCUCCACGUCUCCUGCAAGCCAUAGCACGAGACGGUAUUGUGCCUUUCCUCAGAGUGUUUGGCCAUGGAAAGGCUAAUGGAGAACCAACAUGGGCGCUGUUGCUGACAGCCUGUAUCUGUGAGAUUGGUAUCCUCAUUGCAUCUCUGGAUGAAGUAGCUCCAAUUCUUUCCAUGUUUUUCUUGAUGUGUUACAUGUUUGUUAACUUGGCAUGUGCAGUGCAGACAUUGCUCAGGACUCCCAACUGGAGGCCUCGCUUCAAAUAUUACCACUGGACGCUUUCAUUCCUGGGGAUGAGUCUCUGCCUGUCUCUCAUGUUUAUCUGCUCCUGGUAUUAUGCUCUGGUUGCUAUGUUGGUAGCUGGUCUUAUUUACAAAUACAUUGAGUACCGAGGGGCUGAGAAGGAGUGGGGAGAUGGAAUUCGUGGACUGUCACUCAGUGCUGCUCGUUAUGCCCUCCUAAGGUUGGAGGAAGGACCCCCACAUACUAAGAAUUGGAGGCCUCAGUUGCUUGUUCUAGUUCGAGUGGAUCAGGACCAAAAUGUUGUUCACCCCCAGCUCCUUUCUUUGACCUCUCAGUUAAAGGCUGGUAAAGGGCUGACCAUUGUUGGCUCAGUGCUGGAAGGGACCUACCUGGAGAAUCAUCCACAAUCUCAGCGUGCUGAAGAGUCUCUCCGUCGAAUUAUGGAAGCCGAGAAGGUAAAGGGAUUUUGCCAGGUGGUUAUAUCUUCCAAUAUCAGAGAUGGGAUUUCUCAUUUGAUUCAGUCCAGUGGCCUUGGAGGAUUGCAACAUAACACUGUCCUUGUUGGGUGGCCAAGGAAUUGGAGGCAAAAAGAAGACCACCAGACUUGGAGAAACUUCAUUGAACUUGUCAGGGAAACAACUGCUGCCCACUUGGCUCUGAUUGUCACCAAGAAUGUAGCCAUGUUCCCUGGAAACCAGGAGAGAUUUUCUGAAGGCAAUAUCGAUGUUUGGUGGGUGGUCCAUGAUGGUGGCAUGCUGAUGCUAUUGCCAUUUCUCCUACGUCACCACAAGGUCUGGAAGAGAUGUACAAUGCGGAUCUUCACAGUGGCUCAAAUGGAUGAUAACAGUAUCCAAAUGAAGAAAGAUCUGACCACCUUCUUGUACCAUCUAAGAAUUAAUGCAGAAGUAGAAGUAGUAGAAAUGCAUGACAGUGAUAUUUCAGCAUAUACAUAUGAGAAGACUUUAGGGAUGGAGCAAAGAUCCCAAAUCUUGAAGCAAAUGCACCUGACCAAAACAGAACGGGAGCGUGAGAUUCAGAGCAUUACAGAUGAAUCACGUGGCUCAAUAAGGCGCAAGAACCCCACAAACUCUCGGCUGCAUCUAAGUGUUCCAGAAGAGCAAGUAGGAGAUUGUGAGGAAAAACCUGAAGAAGAGGUACAGUUAAUACAUGAUAAAAAUGCAACAGGUUUCUCUAGUACCCCCCAAUCUCCACCAGAGGAACCAGAGACUACUCAAGACAAGGUGCACCUUACCUGGACAAAGGAGAAGUUCACAGCAGACAAAAACAAGGAUAAAAGUCCUAGCACUUCAGAGGGGAUAAAAGAUCUUUUCAACAUGAAACCGGAGUGGGAGAACUUGAACCAAUCAAAUGUUCGCAGGAUGCACACAGCUGUAAAACUGAAUGAAGUUAUAGUCAAAAAGUCUCACGAUGCAAAACUUGUUCUGCUAAAUAUGCCUGGACCACCUCGUAAUAGGAAAGGGGAUGAAAACUAUAUGGAAUUUUUAGAAGUCCUCACAGAACAUCUGGACCGGGUAAUGUUAGUUCGCGGGGGAGGACGUGAGGUCAUUACUAUUUAUUCCUGAACAGCAGAGCCUGGAUGAAGUUUUUGCUGCACUUAGCAGGAGCCUUCGAACCUCUCUCCAUAUUCUAAAGGCAUGAAAGAGAUCAGGAGAGACGGUGGGAAGGCAUGUGGUCAGUGCUCAGAAACUUCACUUGCUUCCACCAUACCCCCUUUAAUGCCCUUACAUGUGAACUGCAGCACCAGAUCUUCCAUUCCAGCACAAGUGCAACUGUUUCUCAUAUCUUCAUCAGCGUGCCACUGAUGAAGUUAAUAUAUAAAUCUUUACAUACAGUCUAUGUUUCUUAAACUGAGCUGCACUGCUUAAGAUGCUAUCAAUACUGGCCCCUUUUCAUGCAUCCUGUGAUCCACUGUUACACCAAUCUCUCCCUGAUAGACUUGGAGAACACAUGGGUUGUACAGGCAGAAAGCAGGAGAUAUUUCCACCAUCUUCUCUCUUGGUGAUAACGAUCAUUUUCAUUGAUUACGGCACUGGUGUGACAAGAUAAGGGAGAGAGGGGAGUAUUCACCAGCAUGCUUUACCGUUCCAAAUGUUCCUCUCUAUGCCCUUUUCUUGACUGCCGCUAUUUUCUCCUCGGCUACAGCAAUUUGAUUAGUCAAGGACUUAAUGGAACAGCAGAUAAAAAGUUACAUACAAACUACUGUUCAUUCAGACUGCAUACCCCCCAAAUGAGGAACAAGCGAUGAGAAAGAGGACCGAAUACAGCAUUCAGAGCUGUGCAAGGACCAUGCAGCUGUGUCAGAAAUAAAGUAAGGGCUGUCUUAAAAAUAAAAUAUAUAUAUAUAUAUCGUCUGAUGCCGAGGAGCAUGUUGCAAUAAUAAUCUGAUGCAAAAAAAAAAAACAGAACAAUUGUAUCUGCCUUUUACCUGAACCCUUUGUUUUGUAGGCUUACAUUUGAGGAAAUAUGCUUGUCUAAAAUAUUGGUGUAUUCACUGAACACCAGAUAGGGGCAAGAGUGUGUUGUUUUAGACCAGUGGCAGGGAAACCACUGCACCUUUCGGAGACUGUGAACUGCUUCCAUUGUUUUACGUUGCAUGGCUUAGAAUAGAUUGCUUAUGUAACACCCAUCUCACACUAUUCUAAUCUAUAAUUUUAUUUUAGCUGCGAUUUCCGUGCUUGCUUCUUGUCCUCACUCUCUGCACAGAGACAUUACUUCCCCGAUUACAUCUAGAAUUAGUAACACUGAUUGGAUCAAUCCUGAUGUGUGAUAAUAAAAUCUGUGAUUUUGUUUGCUGGAGAACAAUUAAAUAAAAGGCUGCUAUAGUUCAUACACUUUGAAACAUCACCUUACAAUUAGAAUAUGCUACUUUAGAAUUCUAUUUUUCUCCAGGGACCAGUCUUCCAGAACAGUGUUAGAUAAGAUUGAUUUACCCCCACCCUAAUUUUUUUGUCAUUUACCAAAGUCAGUGCAGGUAUAAUAUAGAGUCCUUUUUUCUAUAGGCACCAUUAUAUGUAUAUUAGGUGAUGCUGUAAUCUCAAAUCAGCACUCCCAAUAAAUGUAACCUAUGCGUGCCAUGGCAACAGCGCUGUGAAUUCCACGGCAAGUGUUGAACAGCACCCACUAUUGUAUAUAAAAAAAAAUUCUUAGAGAUAUAUAUAAUCUAAGAUAGAUAGAUAGAUAUACACAGAUAGAUAUCUAUGUGUAUAUGUUUAUUCAGGCUGCUGCGUACGGAUGUCUAAAAUUAAGUAAAACGGUAGUGUGAGCAUGUAAGAAAGUUUUAUGAAUUUGUGUAGCACAUUUAAAUACUUUAUAUAAUAGCUCAAGCACCUCAUCACAGAAUUAUAUUGUAUAAAGUAAAAUCUAUAUGGGACUGGUUUGCACUUUUUUUGUUUGUUUGCAGGUGAUUUCAUGUUAAGAGAAGUGUAGUAUUUGUAAUAAAUGUAUUCCAUUUGUGAGAACCUGGCAUACAAAUCCAACAGAGAACGGCAGCAUGAAGUCACCUGUUGAAGGAAAGUCCAACUCUGAUCUUAGCUCUACUUUUAAAAAGAAAACAUUGUUAUAUUUGUGGAGAAUUGACUAGAGGCGCACCCUCAGCAUCAACAGUUGUGAUAGGCUGGUACUACUGCUGUAGUUGUGUUUUGAUGUUUUAUUGUCCAUUUUGCCUUGUGUGAAAUGAGAAACUCACCAGCCUUGCAUGUACACGUCGAUGAAUGAUUUGCAAAUUUUGUUUAAAGGGGAACUUUUCUUUUGGUCAAGCAUGCAAUUAUUUGUGCAAAUCUAUACCUGACCGGUUAACAGCAUUCUGACUCUCCAAGUUUCAGUUGGUGUAGUUUAGGCAGCUGUGCAUUGCAUCUUUUGGGAGCCUGACAUUUGUACAUACGAGUGACUCAUGAGUUUUGCUAUAUCUCCCUUGAAGUGCCUCUAAGAGUGGAAAACUGGCUCUCUUUUUGCUCCAGAUGCUGUUUCCUUAAAAGUAGAUAAUAGUAAACCACUAAAACUUAAUUUUCGUGGUCACAUACAUCUGGACAAAAUUUGAAAAAGGUUAUGUUGGGGUAUAAGUGCUCUGCAAGUUAAGAGAGUAUAAUAUAUAUAUAUAUAUAUAUAUAUAUAUAUAUAUAUAUAUAAAAAUUAUUUCACAUCAAAACAUUAUACCAUGACAAAUUUUUCCAAACGCUGCCCAACUCUAAUCUGGACUAUCAAGUAAACCUAGGGAGGGCUUUUAAUCACAAUGCACUGGUGUGAACAAUGGCAGAUGAAUUUUGAAGGUGACACGCACAUUGGUGUUUUGCAGUGAGGAGCAACUUUCUAAGAGGCCAGAAUUUACUUAGAAACCAGCUAAUACCUAGUACUCAUUUUGUGUAGCUCAAAGUUGGAACACACACAUUCUUGCUUCUAUGCAGACAUAUCAGGGACCUUUGGAAAAAAAAAUAUUUUGGUACCAGUUUUAUCAUCUUUAAAAAAAUAAAAUAAUUAAAAAAAAAGUAGAGUGGGGAGACCUAGGCCCUCUUCAGCCACUAGUACAGACUGGAGUUGGCAGACAUUACUUUAAGAGAUACUACAGGGCUGGGUAGGAUAUCUAUACGAAAACCUUCCAGUACUACUACUAUGCUGCUAACGGGCAUGUUCUAUAUAAUUUUGAGGGUGGGAGGAAAUAAACUUGAACUUGCUAAUGUGGCAGCUUAGCAAUUCCCAUUUACAAGUUGCACUACUAAAGCCAGAAUGCUACCUGGCUGACACAGUAACUUUAGAAGAAAAAGGACUCCCAAGGCUUCAAGUUAUCUAUUGAUUUAAACUCACGUUGUGCUAUUUGUGUAAUAUAAAUAUAUAAAAUAUAUACACACUUAUUUAAUCGUCUUUUGGAAAGUCCCACAACAAACGUGAUCUAGGACUCCCCCCAACUGCACUCUAUGUUUUAUGUACUUCCUAGUAAUACAAGUGUUCUCUCCUUAUGUGGCUAGUAAAUAAAAUGCUUUAAACUAGUGUUCAUAACAAAGGAUAUAGAUUUAAUCCUUGUACAGAUAUUGUUCCAAACCAAAUGAUACACUGCUAUAGACUUGCUGCUUUUUGUUUGUGUAUCUUCCAGAAAUAGUUUUGUUUUGUGUAGUUAUUUACAAUGUGGUUCUUUGUGGUUGAAUGCUACUUUACUUACUCAUACAGCUUUAAUGUGCCGAUUUAAUUUGUUUUCAGACUUCUGUCAGCACAAAAUGCAAUAAAUUGAAAUUUUAUUUACA
Messenger RNA from Pseudophryne corroboree (corroboree frog), 7141 nucleotides. RefSeq names its product solute carrier family 12 member 5 (gene SLC12A5). The transcript is spliced from 26 exons. Lineage: Eukaryota; Metazoa; Chordata; Amphibia; Anura; Myobatrachidae. The coding region runs from base 155 to 3472 and encodes 1105 amino acids. The record is from RefSeq and is a predicted model, not a curated record. Gene Ontology annotation, molecular function: potassium:chloride symporter activity. Gene Ontology annotation, biological process: potassium ion homeostasis; chemical synaptic transmission; cell volume homeostasis. Gene Ontology annotation, cellular component: plasma membrane.